GUGAUCUGAAAAAUCGUUUUCUUCUUUCUCUACGUCACGUGGAAACGUAAAUGAAACCUAUAAGUAGGUGGACUACGUCAAAACUUGUCGACAAAAAGAUUGCACCAUAUUUCUUCAUCCUCUUCCUCAUUAGACAACGAACUGCAACAGAUCCCCGCUUUUUUUGUUUCCACCAAACCGGCCAAAAGUAGAACAGGAGGUUUUCUCACCAGAAGGUUUCACAAACUACACACAGCCGGUUUUCUUACCAGUAGACACCUUGUCUGCCCCUUUCGUGAAAAAAUGACAAAGGGUGCGAAAAAUCUUACCGCUGUUACCGCCCUCAGUGGGGGGGGUGUUCGCGGCGCAGAAGAACAAGAAGGUGACGACGGGCGCAACCCACCAAUGGAGCGGGAGUGAGUUGGCCGGAUCUUCGGCGUUGAUAUGCACCGCAAAUUUGUCUGGGUCGGGAAGAAUGCACACAUCUGUCGUGCACAUGCAGUUUUUUGAUCUGCCAGAAGGUCUGGAAGGCGCGCAGAGAACAAAAAGUUCUGAGCAAAAGCUCUUCCAUGCCUAGGCUGCGGGAGAAAUGCCCGCUUCUGGGGACGAAAGCCGUGGCUUUUUUGAUUUUUCAUGCGAGACAUACUUCGGCACUUCUUGUUCCUUGCGUUAGCUCCAAAUCCAAAGGCCAAGUGUGGUGCAUCCUUCCGGUCCCAGACAUGUUUGCAAUUGAUAGUCGAUGGAGGUCGACCACAAGAGAAACACGGACUGGAGUCAACUGCAAAGUCGACUGCAAAGCUGGAAACGUAUGUCUAUAUAUAAAGUUCUUAGGAAUUCAUGAUACUGAUGAUGAACAGCAAGAAGGUAGCUUUUUUUGAAUUUAAAUGGGUGCAUGUAUGAAGUGGUGACGUAUUAGAGUAGUGAUUCUGGUGAAAGUAUAAAAACACGAGCGACCCUCACGCACCUCAUUUAGAUUUACUUAUUGUCCUAGUGUCUAGCCUCGAGACCAGCCCAAGAAGAAAACUUAAACAUGACAGAGGACCGCGUUCUGGCAAUUGAGGGAGCAGUGGAUUCAAUUGAGGGAGCAGUGGAUUCCCUGCGGGGCAUCUUGCGGCCGGACGUUGGUCUGUACCGGACGACGACGUUCGAUCCGUCGAUCGAUCCGUCCAAACUGCGUCUUCGGUGCGACCCCGAAUGGCUCCGUGCGGCACGUGGGUGUCGAGACAAAGCGUCCUUUGUGUCGGUGAAAUGGUGCGACACCAAUUACGAAAAAUUAAAAACUUCCUACGACAAAUGCUGCAGCGACGACUGGAAGAGUUUGGUACAAACGUGCCAACAACCGCAAACCACCAACGACGAGUGCCAGGAAUAUCAAGAUGGUUCAUUUUACUGGUUUAAAACGUUCGGAUGGGACCCAGAUAUGUGCCCGUGACUCACGCUUUUACUUUUACAUGACGCCUCCUCUUUUCAAAUAACUUAACAAAUCACGAUAUCUGACUUUGCUUGCUAAAUCUACUCAAUAGGAAAACAUGAAGCGUGUACAUUAUAACGCCGCACUAUUCAUCUCAGUAAGUAAUCAUGACGCAUCUGGAUCUGAAUAUAUAAGAAUCUACAACAACUUCACUUUUUGAUUUUGCAUUUUUACAUACAAAUUUCACUAAAGCCAACAACUCUGCAUGACAUUUCUCUCUCGCAACAGCGAGCACAUGAUCAAUAUUAUACUGCGUUUUUCUGUCACAAAUUUUAGCUUUUAUUUUUCAUUUUUUUCCAAAAACCCACUUCCAGCACACAGUAAGAUUCCUAGCAAUGCAUCUAUCUUUCUAUAUCGACGAACGAGACGCGAAGAGACGCAGCUGCGUCUUUUUCGAAGCCUCUAGAGCAUGAUGGUAUCCCUCUCGCAGUCGACAAAGGACCGUAGAAACACAUAAAAAGCGCAUCGCACUCCUUACCAAGACAAGUCGGCUUUUUCACCCCUUCUCGUUGCAACCCAACAUUGGAAGGCUGCUUUAUUCAUUUGUUUUUUUCUCGGCUGCGAUCUUUCUUUGAAGAUUCGUAAUUCUUUUCGUUUUACGUCGCUUCUAGGACACAAACCAAUCCGCGCAUUUCUUGCCAGUCGGACGUAGCGAAUGAAAAGCGAAUGAAACGUAGCAGCAUAACUUCCACAGGCUACCCAACCCGUAGUACAACAUCACUUUUUCUGCUUCCCCCCCCAAGCCCAACGAGAAAGACAUG
This is a messenger RNA of Amoebophrya sp. A120, 2211 nucleotides long. The record is from the annotation of a GenBank genome assembly. Lineage: Eukaryota; Dinophyceae; Syndiniales; Amoebophryaceae.